CUGAGAGACAUGCUCACACCGUCCAUGUAGCUCAGGAGAAGUUAUCCCAGUUCGACACGUAGCACCAUCCUUGGUCGAAGUCUUUGGGAUUUGGUGGAAUUGUGAAUAUUACGCUACCGUGAGUUUAGAGCGAACGAUUUCUCGAGAUGAUACCGAGAACGGCGAGCCGGUGGCUGCUUUGUGUGGCGCUUACGGUCGCCCUGUGUCAAGGCCAGGAGGACUGGAUGCAGUGCUCGUCGACAUGCAAGUGCAAAUGGGUGUCCGGUAAGAAGACCGCCGAGUGCAUUAAGCAGAACCUCACGCAGGUGCCAGGAGAUCUUUCGCCCGAGAUCCAGAGUCUCGAUUUGACCGGCAAUCGCAUAACUCACCUCAUACGCGAUGCAUUCAGCCGCGUCAAUCUGGUUAAUCUGCAUAAGCUGUCGUUGCGCGAUUGCGGCAUCGAGGCGAUUAACAGGGACGCUUUCAGCGACUUGAAGAUCAUCAUCGAGAUCGAUCUGUCGGGCAAUAAUAUCCGCAAUCUGCAUCCAAGUGUCUUUUACGAAACCCAAAAGUUACGAGUGCUGCUACUCGAUCAGAACAAAUUGAGAAUGCUGGAUAACGGUUUGUUCUUCAAUCUCACUUUCCUGCAGAAAGUCACGUUGUCAGACAAUAGAUUAGAGCGCAUCGAGGAGCAGGCGUUUCGUAAUUUGCCAAAUUUGCAUUCCCUCGCGUUGGAUGGGAAUAAUUUCAGUACCCUGCAAUUGCAAAGCUUCGAGAGUCUGCCCAAGCUCGGCAGUCUCGAGCUCCAGAAUAAUCCAUGGAACUGCAACUGCCACCUCAAAAAGUUCCGCGAUUGGGCGAUCCAGCGCAAGUUGUACACACAGCCAACCACUUGCCAGCAACCGCCCCACAUGAUCGGCAAGAUGUGGGACGAAGUUAGUAGUGACGAUUUCGCGUGCAGACCGAAAAUCACCAACAUCGAGCCGUCGAACAAAAUCGAAACAGUCAAAGGAGAUGUAACAAUAUCGUGCAGGGCAACGGGAAUUCCACAUCCUGAGUUAUCAUGGACGUAUCGUAAUCGCCUUAUAACCAAUAGCACUAAACACGCAAACGAUAAAAAUUACAUAUUGUUGGCGAAUCAUGAUUGGUUAAAUCUCACUAUCAUCGAUGCGCUGCCUGCCGACAAAGGUGACUACGUUUGCCACGCGAAGAGUCCGGGCGGCGAAGCGGAGAAAAACGUGACUUUAUCCAUAAUAGGCGAUGCUCUAGGCGGCAGAGAGAACUUCAUCAGCCUGCCUCUCGCUAUCGGAUUAGGUGUCACCGCAUUGUGUCUGCUGAUCGUUACAGUAGUGCUCUGCGUGUGCUACUGUCGUCGUCGCCACACCAGGCAUGACGAGAAAGGCCUCGAAGCGGCGUCCCUGGAGCACCAUGGUCUCGGUGAACAGGAGAAAUCCCUGAUUACGACCAUUAACCCGGUCGUGAAGCCCCCGAGGCGCUACGAGGCACCGUCGGUGACAUCGCAUAGUACGGAGAUGACGGAGUUGAACCGCACGUUGCUCGACAACGACUCGGUUUUCGCUGACGGUGUCGGGAGCGGUGUCGUCGGCGGGGUAGGCGGCGGCGUAGGCGACGACGAGAAGGAGCACGAACGAGCCACACCGGAACUCGACAGGGGUGGCAACGGCGGCGGCGUCGGCGGCGGCAGUGGCACAUUGCCGCGCGGGGGUGCCGGUUACCACCACCGACAAUAUCCGCCGGACCUGCUGGCCUUCUCCGGCGGCCGCGGCGCAUCGCCAACAAGCCAGGCGUCAACAGCGCCUGACAGCACGCGUCUGCCUAGUCAGCAAAUGACACCGGCGGCGGCGGCGACAACGGCUGCGACGGCCUCAUCAUACGGCUCGCCGCCGUCAGGCCAGUACCAUCCGGCCGCCUUCAAGACGCUGCCACACAGCCGCAGCGCGACACCAUAUAGUCUCGGACCAUCAUCGUCAUCGUCACCGUUAGCGCCGGUAUUACCUCGUCACGGUUAUGUAACGAUUCCGCGACGACCGCGAGCGCCUAGCUGGAGCAGUGCUCCCCCGACAUCGCCCACCGACGCUCUCGAGCCUGUGUACGACAAUCUGGGGCUACGCACUACGGCAGAUGGUAGCUCGAUGUUGUCGCUGAAUAAGAGUCCGGAACCAGCCUCGUCUAUGAGGGGUCGACCGCUUCCGGGCACGCCGGGAGGUUCGCACUAUGGAUCGAUCCAACGUAGCACCCCAAAUAUCUUGACGAGUAAUCCAUUGGACAGAGUGGCGCCGGAAGGUGCAGCUGAAUGGCCGCUCAAAUUGACGGACGAGAGCAUGGACGGCGGUCAUCUGUUACUCACGCAGCAGCAACAGCAGCAACAGGCAGCCGCCAGCAACACUCUCAGUAGAAAGGUACCGCCGAGACCGCCGCCAAAACCCAAGAAGAAAUCCGCCAAUGGACCAACGUUGUAUGAGGAUGAGGGUGAGGAUGGCACGGAAGUAUGAUAUCAUGGGCAUCGUCCGCGAUGAGAGCGACUGGUCGUAGUACGCCAUGAUGGGGCGUGCGUGACCACACUUACAAUAAACCGGUAGUGCCUUUCAAGACGCGUGUCUCGCACGUGCGAGACUUCCACUCCAUUCAACGUUCAACGAGUUGCAGUCUGGAAAAUGAACAAAACGAGGAGACUCUUCUGGGAGAUUUUAGGAUGGACACGGGUGGUUCGCCGAAAUCGCUGACGAUAACGUUUUAGAGGAGGACACGCCGAUCGGACAUUCGUGUCACCUAUAUUCCCCUUCCUCAACUUUCCUUUCCUGUAAGUUAUCUUGUAAGUUAUUUAUUGAACAUUAUGGAGCACCUGGAGUAUCCGAAAUCAGCAAAUCGUGAUCUACAUGAAUUAUUUAUCGAAACGAUCCGAUCGUUCAAUGGAUCCUUUCUUGUCCCUCAUCUUCUCCUAUGUAUCUUUUUCUCUUUUUUUCCUCCCUUUUUUUAAUCAGGUUCCUUUAGCGUUUUAUUUGAUGCUCGUCACGCGCCGUGAGGUGAUAACGUGAUAAUGUGAAUAAGGUUGCGGACAUUGCUACCGGUAUUAGUUGAUAAGGCGAAACCUAUUCGCGUUUUGUGUGAAAUUUACGUGAGCACGAAGCAACUGGAAGUGCUAAACGCGAGUCAUUCCGCGAAGAGCGAUACCAGUGAAUUUGUCUUCUAUUCGUAUUAUCCCGCAGUGGGAAAUCGCGAGCGUAAUGGCGCGAUUCGUGUGUAUAGACGGAAGUGUUAAGGUUCAGGCAAGGCAACGUUUUGCACAUGUUACAUUUAUGCGGUAAACAUGAUGAGAAUUUAAUAUUGUUAAGAAUUUAUCUAGUUGUUAUACGCCUAUCGCGUUUUUCUUUUUUGACAUUGAAAUUCUGACGCCUGUAUCGAAUCGUACCAAGACUCGUUGCAUUCGCAAGCAACACGAACUCUCGUGCUAAACUUACGUCGAAAAUGGCGUAAUGAUCUGUGUCCCUUCUCCUUCAGUAAAUGCAUCGUUAGAUCGUGUUCGUACCCGUAAGGGUAACCCGUAUUCUCUCAGCGAUGUUUGCAUCUUAAAUCAUCGAUAAAUGUAUCAUUGCAAUGAUUGUAGCGGCAAAUUGACUAUCAGUAUCUCGCAAAUAUCGUUGAUCAGUCCCUUAUAGCACGAGGGUAGCAUGUACCUCUUUCCCUGAGAUAAAAACGUGAAAAGUGUAAAUUUUUCAUUAAAAUGGAGAAAUUUUUCAUUUUUCACGUUUCUGUUCUACGGAAAAAGUUACAUGAUCGUUACUCAGAACAUUCCAGCAACAUUGCAGCAAUAUUGCUAGAAUUCUCUGUGCUAUAUGGAAUACGGAAUGCCCUACUUAUGUAACGGUGCCACUUUGUAUUACGUUAAAUGGAUAAUAAUCUAUUACAGCGACUAUAAAUCUAUAUUAGAUGUAAGUGCUGCGAUGACACUCGACGCGUAUUCGAAGUUGUAAGAACAGAUUGCAACGUACGAUAAAAUGGUGUACAGUAUAAAUAUGUGACGAUUAUUUUUACCGAUGUUAAUUACACGAAUAUUGUGACCUUUGAAAUGCGUGUAAUUCAUUAUCAGAAUGACCGAGUGGUCAAAAUAACAGCGUAUUUUGUAAACGAGACUAAUUUGAUGUC
This is a messenger RNA of Atta colombica, 4143 nucleotides long. RefSeq names its product slit homolog 3 protein (gene kek5). Gene Ontology annotation, molecular function: protein binding. The coding region runs from base 147 to 2492 and encodes 781 amino acids. The transcript has 5 exons. NCBI's taxonomy places the organism in Eukaryota, Metazoa, Arthropoda, Insecta, Hymenoptera, Formicidae. The record is from RefSeq and is a predicted model, not a curated record.